CACCCCAGCAACCCUCAUAAAUUUGAACCAGUUGCCAAGUGGCUGAAUUUUGAUCACAUGGGGGGGGGUUGUUGUGUGCUACAAAGGACGCAACUGUGUAAAACGGUCAUUAAGUCACUUUAUUCAGCACCGUUGUAACUUCGAACGGUCACUAAGAGAAUUCUUGUAAGUCGAGGACUAUCUGUAUUGGCUACCUGGGUUCCCCGAUCUGAAGCCAUCCAAGCCCAUAAUUCCCAGCCAGGCUAGAAAAGGCUUUUAAGGCCGGCUGGUUUACAGCAGUAUAUAAAUCUGAAAAGGGGGAGUCACUUAGCGAGACUUCGCCGGCAGAAAACCCGGACUUCGGCUCCUCCAUUCCGCACCAGGGCAAGGGACCGGACCUGCAGCGCUCUCCAGGCCGGUUGGUUCUCGCGCGGCUGUUCUCCGAGGAGAGAAGCGGAGCAGAGAAACCGGGGAGCAGAUCCCGCCGCCUCUCCGCGGCUCCUCAAAUUCUCCAUCCUCUUCACAGGGCGGCCCCGUCACUUUCCUCAAUCAACCAGCAGGCGGAGCUGCAGGGAGUGCCCCCCCCACCCUUCCGCGGGCUGCGCAGGGAAUAUGGGGAGGGAAGGAAGCGGAAGAGGAGCUGCCGCUGCCGCCGCUGAGGGGAGCCCAGCGGGUGCUGUAGUUGUGUGUGUGGUGGGGGGGGGGGAAACGCUGACGUGUGGCGCGGACGGCUGGCUCCGAGAACCGAGACAAAAAAAAAAGGUCCGUUACGACACCGACGGAAUCUCCUUUUGAUCUCACAGUAACCAGUUUCGAUAUUAAAGGAAACAUAAAAAUGAUCAGAUAAAAUGCAUGGAAUGCAUCCUGGACUUUAAGAGUGAUGACUAAUAAAAUUAGUGGAGCAACAUUGGAAUUCCUCAGAUCCAAGAAAAAGCACUCAUAUUCCAUUCAUUUUGCAAUGGUUUUCGAAUGAGUGGAUCAUGAGGAACAUACUUUAGGGACUUGCCAUAGUAUGGCUGCUUCUCGAUCUACUCGUGUUACAAGAUCAACAGUGGGGUUAAAUGGUUUGGAUGAAAACUUUUGUGGCCGAACGUUAAGAAACCGUAGCAUAGCUCAUCCAGAGGAGGUUCCUUCUCUUCCACAAGUAAGAUCAAGAUCACCAAAGAAGAAAUCAGAAUCUCUGCAAACACAGAAGGGAAAUAGUAAUGGGAAAGCUAAUGAUGUCAAGCAGCAGAGUUCUAAAGAAUCAUGGGUAAGCCCUAGAAAGAGAGGCCUCUCAACUUCAGAAAAGGAUAAUUCUGAGAAACAAAUUGGAGAAAAUUGUGAGAAGAAACAAGUGGAACCUCUUUCACCAGUUUUAAAGCGUAAGCGUUGUUUACGUUCAGAGCCGCAACAUAGUUCAGAAGAAGUGCUACCUUCUAAAACAGGUAAAGAUCGGUUGGAACAUAAAAAUUCAGUAUCAGACAAUGUCACGGUCAAUCCAGGGCCUAAACGAGCUUGCCGAUGUCUUAUUUUGGACGAUAGUGAUAAAAGGGAGGUUAAAAAGGUAACUGUUUGUGCAGAAAAAUUAAAUCAUUCUUCAGUAACCGAAGAACUCACAACUUGUCAGUCUGUCAAUGGGGUUAAUGGGAAUGGUUCAAGUGCUACAAAGUGUGGUGACUGUCAACUGGAUGGAGCCAGUGCACAGAAUAAUGCUGAUUCCUGUUCAUCUGAGGAAAAAAGUAUAGCAAAAAAUGGAAAUACAUCAUUUUUUCAUAGCAGAAAUAAGGAGGACAGUUUUAUAGACCACAGUGUGCCUUGCACAAAUUCACAAGAACAGUUAACCUGUGAGGACCAUAAACAAGUAAAGGACUGUUUAUCUGAGGAAACUGUUAACCAGAUACAUGAGUCAGGUACGGGUACGGGGUCCUUUUAUGAAACCCAGUCAUCUUUGCUAAGGGAUUCUGAAGAGGAAGUAGAUGUGGUAGGUUAUAGCACUGCCACAAAAGAGCAAUCUGAAAACACCAACAGCAACCUGGAAAGUUACGAUAAUGCAACUGCUUCAAAUGAACCUGAACCACCGGUUUUGGACUGUGUUUCGGCUCCAAUUUCAUCAACAUCAGAAUCUCAAGAACAUAGAUACACCUUGAGAACAUCACCAUGGAGGGCAGGCUCAACAAAAAAUAGCCCUAUUAAACAUAACUCUCCAUGUAAAGAGAAUGGACAGUUUGAGGAGAACAGUCAUACUGUCCCUGAAAAGAAUGUAGAAUCAAGUGUUACCAAUAUCAAUGGAUCUUGUGCAAACACAGAAAUUGCUCCAAGUGAAAGGGAAAGUUACUGUGAUUCCAGAGAACACCCAAAGGAAGGACUAAGUAAAUCAACUUCAGAAAAUAGACUUGUUACUCCACCCCUGCCAUCUGCCAAAGAAAGUGCCAGUCUUCAUUCUGUAGAAGAAGAGGAAGAAGAACCUGAUGUGUAUUACUUUGAAUCAGAUCAUGUGGCAUUGAAACACAACAAAGAUUAUCAGAGACUGUUACAAACGAUUGCAGUACUCGAGGCUCAGCGCACUCAAGCAGUCCAAGAUCUUGAGAGUUUAGGCAGACAUCAGAGAGAAGCACUGAAAGAUCCCAUUGGAUUUGUGGAAAGUCUCCAGAAGAAGGUUGAUGUAGGGCUUCCAUUUCCACAAAGAGUUGUCAAGCUGCCAGAGAUAUCCUGGGACCAAUAUACCACAAGCCUUGGGAAUUUUGAAAGAGAAUUCAGAAACCGAAAGCGUAACAGUAGACGAGCCAAGCUUAUUUUUGAUAAAGGUUUACCUACAAGACCAAAAAGCCCUUUGGAUACAAGAAAGGAUGGAGAGGCUACUUCAUACUCCGUUUUGCCUUUCAGUGAUUGUCCAGAAGCUUCAAUGAACAACCGUCCACAAAUGAUAAGGGGGCGACUUUGUGAUGAGACCAAACCUGAAUCUUUUAAUCAGCUGUGGACAGUAGAAGAACAGAAAAAACUUGAACAAUUACUUUUGAAGUAUCCUCCAGAGGAAGUAGAAUCUCGGCGAUGGCAAAAAAUUGCGGAUGAGUUGGGUAAUAGAACUGCAAAGCAGGUUGCCAGCAGAGUGCAGAAAUAUUUCAUAAAACUGACUAAAGCUGGUAUUCCAGUUCCAGGAAGAACACCAAACUUGUAUUUAUACUCUAAAAAGUCCUCUAGUAGACGGCAACAUCCUUUGAAUAAACAUCUCUUCAAGCCUUCAACUUUCAUGACCUCCCAUGAACCUCCUGUGUUUAUGGAUGAAGAUGAAGAUAGAUCCUGUUUUCACAGUCACAUGGCCAAUGCAGCAGAGGAAGAACCAUCAGAUGAAGAAAGUAUCCCUGUAGCAUAUCGUGAAUUACCAGAAUAUAAAGAGCUGCUGAAAUAUAAAAAGCUGAGGAAGCAGAAGGUGCAGCAAAUGCAUGCAGAAAGUGGCUUUGUCCAGCACAUUGGCUUUAAGUGUGAUAACUGUGGAACUGAUCCAAUUCAAGGCAUUCGGUGGCACUGCCAAGACUGCCCUCCAGAACUGUCUUUGGAUUUUUGUGAUUCUUGUUCUGACUGUCUGCAUGAAACAGAUAUUCACAAGGAAAAUCACCGAUUGGAGCCUAUUUACAGAGCAGAAAUGUUCUUAGAUAGAGACUACUGCAUGUCCCAAGGCCCCAGCUAUAAUUAUCUUGACCCCAACUACUUUCCUGCCAAUAGAUGACAAGGAAAGCAGAUGUGCAACCUGAAACAUAGUGUCACUUCUGAAAACCCAACAGCGGCACAGUAAUUGAUUCUGUGCCCACUUUGGAAAGACAUGUACUUUCCCAGGAAUGUCAUCCACUGCAUGAGAGCUUCCCAGGUGCCCUUCUCAAAAUACAGCUCUCUGAUCCGUCUUGUUACUAAAUCACUAAAUAGAGGUUGAACAUUCCUAGUGUGCAGGUGGCUGUACCGGGCAGAUUUUCUUCACUCCAUUAGUCCUUUUUUUAAAAAGAAAAAGAAAAGUCCAAGAGAUGAGUUACAAAAGUGUGGCCAGAAAAGAAAGCACACAUUAAACAUAGUCCAGAGGCUUAAAGAACUUGGCUAUUGUGCGAUGAACAGGUGAUGAAAUACUUAACAUUGAAACAGUUUAAUAGUUUGCAGUUUUGUUGUGGAAAAUAGUCUCCAGCACAAAAACUGAUUUCUUUCAGCAAAGUUUUAGCUUGUGGCAGUGUUUGCUUCUAGGAACCUACUCAUAAAACAAUCACUGUCCCAGGGGUGGUCAUGAUCGGCCUUGGAGCUGCUUAAUUACGUAGAUGUUUCUUUUACCUCUUUUAUUUUCCCUUUUACCACAAACUUAUUUACCGAGAGUGAAGCACUACAGGAGGCAACUGUGGCACUGCUUCCUUAACCAGCUCAUGGUGUGUGAAUAUUAUAAAUUGUCAUGCAGAUAUAUUUUUAAAUGUAAUGUUAUAUAAAAUGACCAUGUGUUGUGUACAAAGCUAUGGUGAGAAGUGCCAGUGGUAGUAACUGUGUAAAGUUUCUAAAUCCCCAUUAACUCUUACGGAAUACACAGUCUUCUGCCUCUGUAUUUAGAGUUGUUAAUGCAACUCAUCAAAGAAAACUGCCUAAUAUAAAUCAUAUAUGGUAAUAAUUUUCCUCUUUUUGUAGUAUGCACAAGGUCCAUGAAAGAUUGUAUUUUUAUUACUAUUUAAACAAGGUGAUUAAAUUUAGCCUGAACAGUGAGCAAGACUUCACAUGCAUUCUUUUAUACUGCUGGAUUUUGUUGUGCAUCAUUUAAAACAUUUUGUAUGUUUCUUCUUAUCUGUGUAUACAGUCUGUUCUUAAAUAAUGUUCAGUUGUCAGGAGAACUGUGAGAAAUAAACUGUGGCUACCGUCUGUUUAUAUAUAGAAUGGUUACCGUGACUUUUUUUCUGAAGAAGGUGAGAAUAUGAAUUAGGCCGUAGAGAGAAGGGGUGCCUCACCUUCAUCUUUUGCCUUGCUGCUUUUCGUCACCUUUCCCAGGAUAAUGCUCCAGCACCCUGUUUUGAACACGUCCACUAAAUUCUGUACACAACCUUAUCUAUGCUCUAACUCUCAGAUGCACCACUUGUGUGGGAGCAGAUUUGCACAGCCAAAGGAAUGCUCUUUUCAAAGCUCUUUCCGUUGUUGAAACAAAUGGGGAAUCAAUUACGUGGAAGAA
This is a messenger RNA of Pseudonaja textilis, 5143 nucleotides long. It is a transcript of the gene ZZZ3, whose product is annotated as zinc finger ZZ-type containing 3. The record is from RefSeq and is a predicted model, not a curated record. Lineage: Eukaryota; Metazoa; Chordata; Lepidosauria; Squamata; Elapidae. Gene Ontology annotation, molecular function: zinc ion binding.